This is a messenger RNA of Ciona intestinalis (vase tunicate), 1924 nucleotides long. The record is from RefSeq and is a predicted model, not a curated record. NCBI's taxonomy places the organism in Eukaryota, Metazoa, Chordata, Ascidiacea, Phlebobranchia, Cionidae.
GAGUGUUGUUUCAAUGAAUAGAAAUGCGGAAUCAUUUGGUUUUGUCGAUAUGUUGUUGAAUAUAUAAGUGGUUGAAUUGAACACCCGUGUCAUAACGACUGUCGUUUUCCGGUUGCGCGAAGACAAAUACGCUACAUUCAACUGUUUGCGCCAUAUUUGAAUAUCGACGUGGAAAGUUGAAUGCUUAAAGCUUAGAUCGAGGGUUAAGAUUGUUUUGUGUGGUAAUACUUGUGUAACCAUGGUUGAGAACAUGCAUGUGUUGGAACCGGAAGCCGCUCAUCUGGUCGAUCAAAGUGUUCCGACUUAUAAUAAAACGAAUAAUGCAAGUCCUUUGAGGAAAUUGAAAUGUUGGGUUCUCGGACUGGGAAUAAACAGUGAAAAUCUUCUGAUUAUUCUCACGAUUACAGGAGUGUUGCUCGGGGUCGCUCUGGGGUGCACACUCAGAAAAAUGUCUUUGUCUGACGAAGCAAUCAUACUGGUCAAGUUUCCCGGAGAAAUGUUGAUGAGAAUGCUCAAAAUGCUUAUUAUUCCUAUUAUUGUAACCAGCGUAAUAACCGGGCUCUCUAAUUUGGAUUUGAAAAAAAGUGGUCGAAUGGGAGCCCAUGCUAUUGCUUAUUAUGUGGCAACAACAACAUUAGCGGUCAUACUUGGUGUUGUUCUGGUCUCCAUUAUACAACCUGGUAAUCAAAAACGAUUUUCUUUAAACAAAGCAGCUGAACAACGAGUGAUAUCUACACUGGAUACAUUCUUGGAUCUAAUCAGAAAUCUGUUUCCGGAAAAUAUCGUUGCAGCUUGUUUACAAGUGGCUCAAACACAAUUAACAAGAUCGGAGGAAAUGAUGGGAAACUCAUCCAACAUUAGCUCGAUCAAUAACUCGACAAUAAUGAACAAAUCUCUUGACUACAAUCAGUCAAAAAUAUUAAAAGUUGAGCGUAAACUGGAACAGAUUCCAAAUGCCAAUGUUUUAGGAAUAAUUAUAUUCUCGGUGUUUUUCGGUGUAACGUUGUCAAACCUGAAAGAAGAAGGAAAAAUUGUUACGGAAUUCUUUUCUGUCAUGAAUUCAAUAUUUAUGAGGAUGAUAACUAUUAUUCUAUGGUAUUCUCCAAUUGGAAUAUGUAGUUUGUUAGCGGGAAACUUACUCACACUCGGUGGUGUUCAAGAUUUAAUUGAAUCGCUGGGCAUGUAUAUGCUAACAGUUAUUGCUGGGUUGAUGAUCCAUUUACUGAUCACAUUGCCAAUCAUUUACGUGGCAAUAACACGAAAGAAUCCAUUCCGAGUAUAUUAUGCAACUUCCCAAGCAUUUUUAACUGCACUUGGAACUGCUUCAAGUGCUGGAACUUUGCCUCUAAGCAUCCAGUGUUUGGAAGAAAAUUUAGGUAUUGAUAAAAGGGUCACCAAGUUUGUUUUGCCACUCGGUGCAACUAUGAAUAUGGACGGAACAGCUUUAUUGGAAGGUGUGGCAGCCAUCACCAUUGCACAAAUGUACCAAUACAGUCUAAGUGCCGGACAAAUUGUAACAAUCAGUGUUACUGCAACAUUUGCAAGUAUUGGAGCCGCUGCAAUACCAAGUGCAGGAUUGGUAACAUUGGUUCUUGUCUUGUCAGCAAUUGGAUUGCCCUCAGAAGCAGUGGGAUUACUGUGGUCCAUUGAUUGGCUUCUUGAUCGAAUUCGAACUUCUGUAAACGUGAUGGGUGAUUGCAUUGGAGCUGUCAUUGUCCAACAUCUUAAUAAAGAACUCCUUGCUGAGGAUAAUUUGAUUGCUGUAGACUCAUUAUCUGAGGAAAAACAAAGUUACCCUAACCAAAUAUCCAUCGUGGAAACCACAUCAUAAACAAUAUUGUCGUGAAUAUUAUUUAAUGUAACUAUUAUUGUGGUGUCGAUGUUAGUAUUAAAAUGUAUUUAAAACAAGAGAUCAAAGAUUCAA